AUGCCGUCCAUGGCCGGCUUCAGCAUGGCGGGCGGCGGGGGCGGCGGCGGCGGGGGCGGCGGAGGCGCGGGCGGCGGGGGCGGCGGAGGCGGCGCGGGCGGCGGCGGGCGGGGCAUGGGCUCACCCAGCGCCUGCCUCCAGCAGCGCGACCCCGUGGGCGGUGGCAGCGGCGCCGCCGCCGCCGCGGGCUACUCGUGCAUGACGCGCCCGCCGCCCUACGAGCCGCUGUCGCUGGGCGCGUACGGCGCCCGCCCCGCGCCCUGCAGCCCCGCCCAGCCCUACCAGCCCAUGAACGGCCACCAGUACGCGCCCAACGGCGCCACCUCCACAGGACUCAUUUCGCCCGGCGUGUCGGUGCCCAUCGCGGUGCCCGGCCAGCCGCCCGACAUGACCACGCAGUACUGGCCACGGCUGCAGUGACAGUGGUGGAACUGAAGGGCGCGCGAGAUUCGUCCCGCCGCCCUCGCCCGGGUCGCACGCAGCGCCGCGCGCUCUAUCUAGCGGCCAGUGCCGGGACCCCGUGCUUCGUCCGACCGCCGCCGGCGCAGCACCGUCGUCAGCACCGCCCUCGCUUCAGCAAGGGGAGGCGCCAGGCAGUCCGGCCGGCCGAAUGGCUUGUCCGAACGGUAGUGUCGUUUUCUUAGUUGAUGUGGUUUUUCCGAAGAAGUGUGCGUACUACUGCAGCCAACACGGCUGUUGAGUGUAAAUGUUUGGACACGUUGAAUAUAGAUUGAACCCUUUCACCCGACGUAUUUUUGGAGUGUUGUGUGUUUCGGAGUAAAAAGUCAGAUUUUUAAAUUUAUUCGAGAAGUAUGUUGACCCGUUUUGUGCAGUGAAGAAGCUCAUAUCAUGUUUAUUGAAAUCUGGGGGAACGGACAGACUCAAAGUGAAUGACUGUAUCGUAAACCCUGGAGUCGUCGGAAUACUUUAUCUUCAGCCAGAGAUGUCAGUGGAUUCUUUUCAGCAACUGAUUGUAUUUAAUAACUAACAUAAGUUUCCAUUUACAAAUAAAUACAUUUUGUGAUACCAUUUAGCGAUGGUUAUGAAAAUGUCACUGUUUCUAACACUGAUACCAAAAUCCUUUAUAAACACCCUCAUUGUGUUGUUUUCUGCAUUUCGCCGGCAUGCAUUUAGCAUGAAAACUAUCUGUGAAUGUCACGCUGUUUCAAAUCCGCAAAUGACGUCCAUAUUUCUGCCGUAAAGUUUCCUGCCUGUAUAAUAUCAUCACUCUCCAAAUUGAUUGUUUGAAUAUCUUUAUAUGUAAACUUCGUCACAUUUUUCCUGAUAUGUAAUUUACCAUCAAUGUUAAAUUUAUUUUUAAAGUGUUUUCCAUUCACUUGUACUGCGAAGUAAAAG
This is a messenger RNA of Gryllus bimaculatus (two-spotted cricket), 1356 nucleotides long. The record is from the annotation of a GenBank genome assembly. NCBI's taxonomy places the organism in Eukaryota, Metazoa, Arthropoda, Insecta, Orthoptera, Gryllidae.